Molecule: messenger RNA, 561 nt
Organism: Malassezia pachydermatis
Lineage: Eukaryota; Fungi; Basidiomycota; Malasseziomycetes; Malasseziales; Malasseziaceae
Exons: 5
Coding region: 1-561 (186 amino acids)
Biological process (GO): protein folding
Cellular component (GO): cytoplasm
Source: RefSeq, a predicted model, not a curated record
AUGAGCCUCACUGAUGAUGCAUACUCACGCUUAUCUCAAGAAGAACGAGAUAAGUAUGACUCAGAAGUUCUUGCAAAGGAAAAACUAGAGCAGGAAGCAUUACCGUACAAGUGGACACAAACGUUAGACCAUGUCGAAAUGAUGAUACCAGUCCCUUCAGGCACACGCUCAAAGCAAGUACAAUUGACGCUCAAGCGAACAUCCAUUAGCGUGACUGUGCAUGGAAGCAUUAUCGUUGAGGGUGCAUUGCCUAAGCCUAUUCUGACGGAUGAUAGCACUUGGACAAUUGGUACGUUCAGCAUAUUUAAGAAAGCUUAUGCAGAAGAUGAUGGAUCUCUAUUGUCUAUAUACUUGGAAAAAGAAAAUCAGAAUGAAUGGUGGCCUCAUGUCGUGACACAUCACCCAAAAAUAGAUACGAGGAAGAUCAAACCAGAAGACUCAAGUCUGAGUGAUUUGGAUGGAGAAACUCGAGCUAUGGUCGAGAAGAUGAUGCAAAUGGGGCUUCCUACUUCUGACCAACUACAGCAACAAGAAAUGCUGGCUAAAUUUACGCAGUCGUAA